GGGGUCUGGGCCGCUUCUCCCAGUGCCCGUACUGGUGUGACUGGUGGAUUUAACCCCUUCUCUCCCCCCCCAGACAUCCGCCUGCGGGUACGGGCCGAGUUCUGCGAGCACGAGGCCGUGCUGCGGCGCAGCGUGGUGUCCAGCCGCCCCCGGGGGCCCCCCCGCCAGUUGGACGUUUUCGGCCAGGCCAGCGGCGUCCUCAAAUCCCGGGAUUUGGGCUCAAUCCUCUGCGACAUCAAAUUUUCGGAACUUUCGUACCUGGAGGCGUUUUGGGGGGAUUAUCUGAGCGGGGCCCUGGGGGCGGCCCUGGAGGGGGUGUUCCUCACCGAGGGGCUGCGAAGGGCCGUGGGGAGGGAGCGGCUCCGCCUCCUCGUUAGCGUCGACCAGGAUGAUUACGAGGAGGGGAGGAGGGUGCUGCUGGGG
Molecule: messenger RNA, 423 nt
Organism: Calidris pugnax (ruff)
Lineage: Eukaryota; Metazoa; Chordata; Aves; Charadriiformes; Scolopacidae
Product: DNA-binding death effector domain-containing protein 2-like
Exons: 1
Biological process (GO): extrinsic apoptotic signaling pathway via death domain receptors; apoptotic process
Cellular component (GO): nucleolus
Molecular function (GO): DNA binding
Source: RefSeq, a predicted model, not a curated record